AUGGGGAAAGACAUCGACAACGGCGAACUGCAAACAUUAGAGGAGAGGACUGGAAUCCCAGAAUGCAGUAGAAAAACAAAGGCUGCUCCAGCAUUCGAGGAGGUCCUGGAAGCCAUUGGCUCCAGGGGGAAGUUCCAGACGAGGCUAAACAUCGUCUUCGUUUGCUUUGCCCCAUGCUUCGACCUGAUGAGUGUCAACGUGUUCUACCUGGCUAUGCAGACUCCAGAUCACUGGUGCUACGUUCCUGGCAGGGAAUUUUCCAACCUUUCGAUUGAGGAGUGGAAGAACCUCACCAUACCGAGGGAAGGAGCCUCGUUCAGCAAGUGCCUGAUGUACGACCAGAGCGAUGUGACGGACUCCGGCGGCAGCAGGGAACCUGUGAAGUGCCAGCACGGCUGGGAGUACGACGAUACGUGGUUCUCCCUGACGGUGACGUCACAGAUGAACUGGGUCUGCGACAACCAGCAGUCGGUCAAUGACGUCUUGUUCUACUCACAGAUUAUUGGAGUGGCGCUGGGGUUACUGUUUGGCUACAUGGGCGACAUCUGGACUGCCCAGUACCGCGACACACGGGUUGAGCUGACUCUUGCUGACGCCAGGUACGGCCGCCGCCCCCAGCAGCUGCUGUGCCUGUCAGCCCACGUGGUCAGCAGAGUGCUGGUCGUGCUGUCUCCACACGUGCUGCCGCUCUUCAUCCUGGCGGCAUCCCUCGUGUCAGCCGCAGCUGCGCCCAUGGUGGAAUCGGUCUUGUCUGUUGGUUUGGAGCUGACUGAUGUCAAGCACCGCACUGCGAUCAACCGCUACGAGUGCUUUAGUGAAGCCGUUGGAAUGAUGCUUGCAGGUUUCGUGGCAUGGGCAGUGCCCAAUUGGAACUACUCCGUCUCGAUUGCUACCCUCUGUUGUUUUGCGUUAUUCUUCUUCUUCAGGUGGUUCCCCGAGUCUCCACGCUGGCUGGCGUGCAGGGGUCGCGAGCAGGAGGCGCUGGCCGUUGUGCGUCGCAUAGCAGCCACCAACGGCUCCACGGUGCCCCCGUUCGCCCUGCAGGUGAUCCAGACCGUGGGCAAGAGCAAGACAGACAGGAGGGGCUUCCUCAGCAUCUUCUCCAGCUGGAACGUCUUCAGGAACACAGUAAUCCUCAUCACUGCCAGGUCGGUGUACCUGCUGACUAUGUUCUCACCAGUGAUAGCGGUGAGCCAACUGAGCGCGAACCCUUUCCUGGGGAUAGUGGCUCAAGGGGCGGCCGUUUUCGCUGCCUUCUACGUGGUGAACUACUUUGGAGCGAGGUUCGGCCGCCGUUGGCCCAGUGCAGCCAGUGCACUCUUGGCCGCACUGGCCUGUGUCCUCAUCUUCUGCCUGUUCACUGCACACGUCGAGGGCGCACCCGUCGUGGUGGGGACCUUGCUGAUGCAGUUCAGCACCACUGCCAACAUGAGCAUGACCAACCUGCAGAGCAUCGAGCUGCACCCCACGUGCCUGCGUCAGAUCGCAACCAGUGUCGAAUGGGCUGUCGCCGGGGUUGCCAUGUCUGCUCUGCCCUAUUUGGCGUUGAUGGAAAUUGAAAAUGACGGCCAAGGAAUUAAUGCCAGUGAAUCAAGUACUGGAACGGAGGUAGAAAGCGCGGCUGCAGCUGGUGAGGAAGCACCAGAGACACAGGAUUUGAGAACAGUCAACAACGAGACACCGGCACCAGCUGAUGGUUGUGACGAGACGCUGACAACUACCUGCUGUGUUGGUAAAGUGAAACGGAUCCGAGAAGCUGCCAAAGAAGGUCUUCAAUUGCAGGCAAAGAAAAUGAAGGGAGCCUCAUGUAACAAAAUUCCAAAACCUUCAAAUGACAAGCGACUUCCCUUCGCCAUCCUCGCAGCUCUCAACUUUGUGGUGGCGUUUUCCGUGUCGUUCCUGCCGGAAUCUGCGCUGCAGCGAUUGCCGGAGACGUUACGGGAUGGUGCCGUCUUUGGCAGAGGACAGCGUUACUGGAGCUGGAAACCCAAACCGACACCAGAGUACGCCAUAGGAUAA
Molecule: messenger RNA, 2019 nt
Organism: Schistocerca gregaria
Lineage: Eukaryota; Metazoa; Arthropoda; Insecta; Orthoptera; Acrididae
Product: solute carrier family 22 member 7-like
Exons: 10
Coding region: 1-2019 (672 amino acids)
Biological process (GO): transmembrane transport
Cellular component (GO): membrane
Molecular function (GO): transmembrane transporter activity
Source: RefSeq, a predicted model, not a curated record